AUGACUAGAGAAGAACCGCUUAAGAUUAGAUCUGUAGCUGUUAUUGGCUCAGGUGCGGCUGGACUGACAGCUUUGUUCGAAUUAUUGCAUACUAAGAAAGACGGAUCUACGACAAUCAGGUACAAGGACAAUGGUGAUCUAGACGACUCGAAGUUGCAAAACGAUGAUCCAGCUUUCACCAAGGUUGUUGCGUUUGAACAGGCCUCAAGAAUUGGAGGCAUUUGGGCUCCAAGUUUUGAUAACCCCGAUGUUAUUCCUCAGGAAGCUCUGGAUACUGAGCAAUACAACGACCCUUUUAUUUUGAAACCCAAAACAGUAUUGCCCGAACAACUUGCAAGGAGUGCUUAUUCUGCCAAGAGACCUCUGAGUACUAAGAAUGCUGGUGAUGCUUACACUUGGCAUAGCAGUGGAAUUUAUAGACAUCUGUAUUCCAAUGUGCCCAGCAGAUACUUACGAAAUUCAUUCAUUCCUUAUAACGAAGAAGCGGAGCGUAAAGCGGCGCCAAAAAAUCCCCUAGAUCCAUUGAUCACAAAUGGCGAGAUUACUCAUCGUCUUCUCCAGUUUGCAAAUAAAUAUCGCUUGGUGGAGCAUGUCAGAUUGAAUUCCGAAGUUGUCAGUGUUAAAAAAGACGAUAGCAGUAAGAAAUGGGAGCUUACGGUGAAACUUACAUCACCAGAUGGCACCGCCCAGUGGUAUUCCGAGCCUUAUGAUGCCGUCAUCGUUUCUUCAGGUCAUUACUCAGUGCCUUAUAUUCCGCACAUCAAGGGACUAUCAUCAUGGAACAGGAAAUUCAAUUCCAGUGUGCUGCAUUCGAAAUCUUUCAGAGAUCCAAAAGUUUUCAAGAACAAAGUGUGCCUCUUUAUUGGAACUGGUCUGAGUGGCAUCGAUAUUUUGCAGUACGCUUUUCCUAUUGCUAAGCAAGUCAUCGUGUCUAGGUCUUCCGGAAAAGAGGAAAUCUUCAAAUGGUUGACCAACGCAGCAAAUUCCAAUGGUAUCGUUGUAAAACCCAAGGUCAAAGAACUGAAUUCAUCCAAUGGUAGGGAAGUCGUUUUUGAGGAUGGUUCUUCGAUCCCCAAUGUUGAUCACAUUGUGCUAUCUACCGGUUACCACUGGCAUUACCCAUUUUUGAACCCCGCUGAAACCGGUGUGCGUGUUCUACCAAGAAAUGGGACUAUUCCAGACUGCUCAUCAAUGGUAGAUGGUCUGUACUUGAACAUCUUCUCCAUCAAGGACCCCACACUGGCUUUUGUUGGAGUUACUGUCACUUCAUACAAGUGGCCUUCGUUUGAAUUAGAAGCAUCAGCCAUCGCUGGAGUCUGGGCGAAUAACAGUGGGCUGCCCGGUAAAGAAGAGCUGUUAAGUUCGGAGCAGGAGAGAAGACAAAGCACAGGUGAUUCUGUCCUGUAUCACUAUUAUAGUGUUACUACUUUUACAGAAUAUCUUGAUAAGGUGUCCAAAUAUUUGCCAGAGGGACGCAAAUCAUCCGAUAUCUUUGAUUCUGAGCAUAUCGAUGAUAUGCAUGCCUCAAUGGCAACCGCAGAGAGGUUGUUUUACCAGUUCAAAAACGGUAAAAUUCCGAUCGAAGAUACUCUAUGA
Molecule: messenger RNA, 1596 nt
Organism: Torulaspora globosa
Lineage: Eukaryota; Fungi; Ascomycota; Saccharomycetes; Saccharomycetales; Saccharomycetaceae
Exons: 1
Coding region: 1-1596 (531 amino acids)
Molecular function (GO): NADP binding; N,N-dimethylaniline monooxygenase activity; flavin adenine dinucleotide binding
Source: RefSeq, a predicted model, not a curated record